Messenger RNA from Gossypium raimondii (Peruvian cotton), 2516 nucleotides. RefSeq names its product protein PSK SIMULATOR 1. The transcript is spliced from 14 exons. The coding region runs from base 241 to 2199 and encodes 652 amino acids. NCBI's taxonomy places the organism in Eukaryota, Viridiplantae, Streptophyta, Magnoliopsida, Malvales, Malvaceae. Gene Ontology annotation, biological process: positive regulation of growth. The record is from RefSeq and is a predicted model, not a curated record.
AUUCUUCUUAACUUCACCAUCAUUAAAUUAAGUUUUCUUCUUUUAUUUAUAUUCCGUGUAUAAAAUUCGUGUCUUUGUUAGUAAACGACAGAACCCAGCAUCUCUUAUAACCUUCCUCUCUUCUCAGAUCCAACCCUUUUAUCUGUCUCCCCACCUGUUUGGUGAGACUUGGCGUUAAUGGAGUGGAGCUUCAACAUGAAUCAUAAUCGUGAAGUAUAAAAUUCGUGGUUAUCAACACAAAUGGGUGGGCUUUGCUCGAGGAGAUCCACUGUAGAUAAUGCUCCCGUUGGAGGCUUUCCCCAUGUUAAUGGCCAUUUUGCUCGAGGGUCGGGAUUGGUUUUUCAGACCCGGCAACUGCCCGCGAAGAUAAGCACCAAUUCAGCUCCUCCUGCUGAGGACAGUGCAGAUAAUGCAGGGAUGGAGUCAAGAGAACCUUUUUCAUUUCCGGAGAUCAGUACGGUUCCUUAUUGUAUGAAUCCAGCUGGUAUUGAUGACGGAAUUCCUCGUUUGUCGAGGGUGCUAUCUAAUAAAUCUAGAUCAACCAAGUCUAAGCAGGCUGCUGUUGCAAAGGUUACUGAGGUUGGCUCUCGUUUAGGUAGAGCCGGUACUGCUGGGUUUGGAAAGGCAGUGGAUGUUCUGGACACCCUUGGUAGUAGCAUGACAAAUUUGAAUCUUGGCAGUGGCUUUACCUCAGGGGUAACAACAAAAGGGAAUAAAAUAUCAAUUCUAUCUUUUGAAGUUGCAAAUACAAUUGUUAAAGGUGCCAAUCUGAUGCAAUCGCUUUCUAUGGAGAAUAUUAGACAUUUAAAUGAGAUGGUCCUUAAGUCAGAAGGAGUACAGAAUUUGAUAUCAAGAGAUAUGGAUGAACUCCUGAGAAUUGCAGCUGCUGAUAAGAGGGAAGAGUUAAAAAUUUUUUCCGGAGAGGUGGUACGAUUUGGAAAUCGUUGUAAAGAUCCUCAGUGGCACAAUUUGGAUCGUUAUUUUGAAAAGUUGGGUUCAGAACUUACAUUUGAAAAGCAAUUGAAGGAAGAAGCAGAGACGAUAAUGCAACAGUUGAUGACUUACGUCCAUUAUACAGCUGAAUUAUAUCAUGAGUUGCAUGCCUUGGACAGAUUUGAACAAGAUUAUCGACGUAAGCUUCAGGAAGAGGAUAAUUCAAAUACUGCUCAAAGGGGAGACAGCCUUGCAAUAUUGAGAGCAGAGUUAAAGAGUCAAAAUAAGCAUGUGAAAAAUUUGAAGAAAAAAUCUCUUUGGUCUAGAAUUUUGGAAGAGGUCAUGGAGAAGCUUGUAGAUAUCGUUCAUUUCUUGCACUUGGAGAUUCACGAGGCAUUUGGCGCAGCUGAUGGUGAUAAACCCGUUAAAGGUUCUGUCAGCAGUCAUAAAAAGUUGGGGACAGCUGGUCUUGCGUUGCAUUAUGCAAAUAUCAUAACCCAAAUUGAUACUCUUGUUUCUCGAUCAAAUUCUGUGCCCCCAAAUACAAGGGAUUCUUUAUACCAAGGGCUGCCUCCUACUAUAAAGUCUGCUCUACGGUCUAGACUGCAAUCAUUUCAGCUAAAGGAAGAGCUAACUGUCCCACAGAUAAAAGCUGAAAUGGAGAAAACAUUGCAGUGGCUUGUUCCCAUUGCCACUAAUACAACCAAAGCGCAUCAUGGGUUUGGAUGGGUUGGAGAGUGGGCAAACACCGGGUCUGAGAUGAAUCGUAAACCUGCUGGCCAGACUAACUUGCUCAGGAUCGAGACACUACAUCAUGCGGACAAGGAGAAAACUGAAGUUUAUAUUCUUGAUCUGGUAGUGUGGCUUCACCACCUUGUUACUCAAGUAAGGGCUGGGAAUGGUGGAAUCAGAUCUCCUGUUAAGUCUCCAAUUAGGUCUCCAAACCAGAAGACAGUUCAACUAUCAACUCAGAAGCAGUCCCCAUCAUCGAUGUUGACUGUUGAAGAUCAAGAGAUGCUUCGGGAUGUGAGUAAGAGGAAAAAGGCACCUGGAAUAAGUAAGAGCCAGGAAUUUGACACUGCAAAAACUAAGUUAAUCAAGCACCAUAGGUUGAGUAAAAGCACUAGCCACUCUCCAACAAGUGAAUCUAAGAAAGAUCCCUUCCUUAUUCGGAGGCUGUCCUCAGUUCCUUUCAUCGACUUUGAUAUCAACCGGAUCAAGGCAUUGGAUGUCAUCGAUCGAGUGGACACGCUUCGAAGUUUGUAACUAAAUGUUGAAUUGAGAUUCAUAGGCCUUUUACUUUGCUUGUGUAAAGUGUCCAUCUGCUGCAUUUUUCGGUGUUGGGUGCUAAAUUGGUUUGCAGUUGGCAAUAUUUUUGGUGAGUUUACAAAGCAGAUGCUGAGUGAUCAUGAUACAAGCUGUUAUUUUUCUUACAUGUGAAAAGUGUAAGGGUAAUGAAUGUAUUUAGUCAAGGGGGAAUUUAAACUGAUUUUCUAGCCUAUAGUUCUCUCUUUAGUUCUAUAUGUACAGAAUAUUUCAUCAUUUCAUAAUAAUUAUAAAUCUCUGCUCUGCCUUUUUGGUCU